Messenger RNA from Fusarium poae, 636 nucleotides. RefSeq lists its product as uncharacterized. The coding region runs from base 1 to 636 and encodes 211 amino acids. The transcript is spliced from 4 exons. NCBI's taxonomy places the organism in Eukaryota, Fungi, Ascomycota, Sordariomycetes, Hypocreales, Nectriaceae. The record is from RefSeq and is a predicted model, not a curated record.
AUGGCUGGCCAUCGUUAUCCAGGCAGCAGUUACCUGCCGCUGCAGGUUCUUGUACAGUAUUCGUACCCGACGACCGUCGACCCCUUAACAGACAGAGAGAUGAGACCCGUCGCUCACGAACAACCACGGUCCAGAGACACUCACAACAUUCUCCCUCAAAUACAACCGCACGUAACGGACGGCCAAACCUAUCUGGUCCAAGGACAUCAAGAUAUACCUGCACGUCAAGACAUCCAAGUGUAUGCCCCGUCAACAGUCUGGGCACAUCAAGGCAGUGACCUUCAGCAACACGACGACGCACAGGACCGGGUAACUCUCCCAGGCGACCACCCUCUGUUCGAGGACCCUCAUAGAAGGACUACCAACUUCGUUGACUCUGGGCAAUGUCCAGGAACCCGUUAUGCAUCGUACGCCGAUGACGCUGAGCAAUGUGGGGUCACUUCUGCUGCCAGGGCCAUCACCCAUUUUGAAAAGCAGUUCUCUCAUGGUGCUAACCCCAAUACCUCAGCUCAAGACGUCCAGCAAGGGAACACACCAUGGCCUUAUCCACAACGCAUCGACCCGAACUACCGCGACUAUCCACUCGCAGUUGAGUACACCAGUCGUAACGGCAAGUCGUCUCGGACCCGGCGGUGA